AUGGGCUUCUGGGUGCCAAGACCUGAUCUCUGGGCGACAAUCGUCAAAAGCUUUGGGAAUAUCCUUACAGCACAGUUUACCACAGCUUGUGUGCAACAGUGCAAAGAACCACCAAGCCUACAAAGACAAAGCGUCAGAAAAUCUUUCUUGUGUGGAGGCACCGGAAAGUCUCGGCCAGUGGACACGCACUACAGGGAGAUGCAGGUCGCUGAAGAGGCAUGUGCUCAGCUGGAGGAUGAGCUGCUCUUUUGCGAGGACUGCCGGCUCUACUUCCGAGAUUCCUGCCCACAACAUGGCACACCAACAUUUGUGUCUGACCGGCUGGUACCAGAGCGCAUUCCCUCACGGGCAUUGUUGACCUUACCUGAGGGCCUUGCCAUCAAAGAGAGGCUGCAGGGUGGGCUCGGUGUCUGGUGCACACUGCCUGCCAUCCCGCGUGGUUGCAUCUUUGGACCAUUCGAUGGGGACAUCUUGACCGAAAAGAAUGAUUGUACUGUCUUUUCCUGGGCGCUGCAAGAAAAUGGAUCCUAUUAUUACGUGGAUGCUUCCGAUGAAUCGAAGGCUAACUGGAUGAGGUAUGUGGCAUGUGCUUCAAGCGAAGAGGAACACAAUCUGACUGUCUUUCAGUACCGCAGUAAAAUUUACUACCGGGUGUGCCAGACAAUUACUGCUGGAGCUGAGCUGCUGGUGUGGAUUGGAGAGGAAUACGCUAGGACCCUGGGGCUAAAACUGGGUGAACACUUCAAGUAUGAGUUUGGGGAGAAGGAACUGCUGAUGAAGCUGUUUCAAGACCUUCAAAACAAAGUUCCCGAUGGGAUCACGAGCCACGUUAACUCCCGUGAGCAAUACAACUGUAGCGACUUAGUGGCCUCCAUCAUCCAUGCCCACAAGGUCAACCUGCAGAACGGUGGCAUCUGCCACAUGAACAGGGAUGCCCCGAGCACCAUGUUGGAAGGAACCCAGAACCUGGUGAGUCUGGGGCGGGCGCAGAGCCGCUAUUGGACCUUCUUUGGUUUCCAGGGAGAUGCUUUGGGACGUAUCCUUGACAAGACUAAAAUUAUUUGCAAACUGUGUGGUGUCCGGUUGUCAUAUAGUGGCAACACGACCAACCUGAGGCAGCACCUGAUCUACAAGCACAGGCAUGAAUACAAUGAGCUGGUUGGCGGCACCUCUGAACCGCAGAAGAGUGUAGAUCCGUACCCACAAGAUCUUACAUCCAGGACUGUGAAAGGGGUCACACCUCCGAUUGGGAGAACAACCAAGGCCAUUUCGGAGUUCAUUGUGACUGAUCUACUGCCAUUGAAGACCAUCGAGGGGGAGGGUUUUGUCCAGAUGAUGAGUGUUCUGGAGCCCACCUACAAGAUUCCCACUGUUAGUUUUUUUGCUCAGUCUGUCUUGCAGGACAGGCACAACCAGGCGAAGCUGAGGGUGAUGGACUCCAUGAAGCCACUGCAUCACUGCUCGGUCAGCAUUGACCUGUGGAAGCAUGAGUGUGCUUGCUCCUAUGUAACAGUUAUUGUCCACCACAUUGAUGGGGCCUUUGACUUCAAGCAUCAGGUGCUGUCCAGCCGCCCUGUCAUCGAGGAAACCACAGCGGAGAACAUCAAGGUGGCCCUCCUGGAAAUAGCCAAUGAGUGGGGCAUCCAGGAACGAACCUCGUACUCUGUCAUGGUCAGCAAUGUUGACGUCAAGCUGGCUGCCUCCAAGAUGGGUUGGAAGACCCUACCGUGCAUUGGCCACGUGUUGCAGAACUGCGUUGACUCAGCCUUGCAGCAGCCCUCGAUCCUCAGGGUGCUGACUCGGUGCAAGAAGCUAAUGGAGUCCAUCAUCUCCUCACCUUCCUUGAGGGACAAGCUGGGCUCCAGUGAGCCUUUCCUGAAGAUCCAAUCCAAGAUGCUCCUCAAUGGCAACAUGAAGUGGUACAGCACCCACAGUGUGCUGCAGAGCCUGCAGGAGCAUCGGCAUUUCCUUGACGGACUGAGCGAGAGCCUCCAGGAGAAGGGCUUGGCGCUGAGGCUGGAUGACUGGCAAGUGGUCCAUGAUAUAGUGGACAUCCUUAAGCCCCUGGCCAUUGCCACGUCCACCUUUACCAAGGAGCGUUUCUCCAGCCUGUCGCUAGUGAAGCCAGUGAUUACCAGCCUGGUAUACAAGCACUUGGCUGCCAACGAGAGCGACUCAGCACUGGCCCACGAUAUCAAACAGACCAUCUGUGCCGACCUCAAUCAGUGGUACUCUGACCACGAAGUCAACCAGGUCCUCAACCUGGCCUGCGCACUGGACCCACGUUUCCGAGGGCUGGACUUCCUCAGCCAGGCUGAGCGGGUGGAGACCCUUCACGCUCUCAAACGCGAGGCCUCCGAACUGGCACGCCUACACCCGCCGACCAGUGGGCGCUCCGGCCCAGAACUGUCCAGCAUCAGCCCCAACCCGACCAAGAAGCCCAAGCACGACUCAGGCAUCGAGUUCCUGCUGGGAGACCUGUGCAACGUGAGGAGCGUGUCGGCCAACUCUGUCCACCAGCAGGCCGAGCAGGAGAUUAGCAACUUCCAGACCAGUGAGGCAUCCUCCCUCUGUCAGGACCCGCUCCAGUGGUGGAAGACACACCAUACCCAGUACCCACUCCUCGCCAGUGUAGCAAGGAAACUGCUUGCUGUACCAGCGACUGUGGUGCCAGCCAGCUGGAUAUUCACAGAGGCGGGGCAUGGCAUUUAUAGCAAACGCUCAGCUCUUGCCCCUGAGCAUGUGGACAUGCUCGUGUUUAUGCACGGAAAUGAUAAAACUCCUUAAUGUGUGUCUGUGUGUGGAAGGGAAAUCUCAUAUAUUCCUGAACCUGUCUCUCCUUCUGGCUAUGAAGGGUGGGGAGAUGUCUGCCAGUGUUUGCUGGUGUGCUCCCUGGUCCAUCUGACUUGAAAGCAGGAAAAAAACCUAGUUGUACCUGCAUGUUCGCAGCUGUUGAGAAUGUAACGGCCAAUUCUAAGGAGGGAUAGACCUCUGUUUGUAGAAUCAGUUAGUGGAGCAGAACUUGAAUAUUACUGAAAAGGGGCACAUGUUGCCAAAGGUUUUUCAUCUUGCGCCCACCAGGACAGACUCAAGAAUGCCAAAUGUCAGAUGAUCACAACAGUUUAUUCUAUGACAUGUUGAUUUGUUGGCAAGCUGACUCUAAUUUCUGAAGGUGUUGCCAUUAGUGAAAGGAACGGCGAGCUUCUUCAGCUCCUGGUUAUAUUAAAGAAGGAACAAAGCUUGAACAUAUUCCUCCUGUUUGCAGAGAAUGGUCACAGUGUCAGAAUGUGUAUGGCUUCCAGUGAGUAUAAAUGAAUCAUGUUACAAGCUUGAAACUGCUUUAAAUUGGUUAUUAAUUUAGCCAUUAGUGCAGUUGAGACUGUUCAGCAAGUGCUGCCCAGCCAUAUCUAACAGGAGAUAAAAAGCUUCAUAAAUAUGUUUCACCUUCUCAACAAUAUUCAAGUUCUGUGUAUGUUAUGGUCCUUGGAGUGUCUCUGUCCAUAUUUCUCAUUUCAACGGGGUGGGUCCAGAACAGUUUCUUACUUCACCUUCCAGCUUUGAUGAGUCCUUUCAUGUGUUGUCCAUUCCGUUACUGCAUUUCCUAAUCCAUCUACAGUGAGGCUGUCUGCAGUCUCUCCUCGUGCACUGGAUUUAAAAUGAAACCAUAUAACAAUGGACCAGAGUGCAGGGCAAGUCAUGCUCGGACUGCUUCCAAAGGUCACAUCACUUUGUUCAUUUACUGAACACAACAUCUAAUAUAUUGUAUUUAUUUACAUUAUUUAUUAAAUAUAUUUAUGUUCAGGUCAAAUGAUUGAACUCAGAAAUGUGAUCAAGUGAAAGGGGCCAGUGCAAGAAUGAUACAAAGGUUUAUCAUAAGAAUAUAAAACUAAGGCAAGCAGCAAUCAUAAGUAAGAAUGAACUGUGGGAAGUGAAUUGGCUGCUGCAGUGUUCACCAAUAUGGUCCAAAAUGGCUGCCAUUCCAAUGAAAUAACCUCACGUUUUUUUAAACUCCAAUGAGUACAGACCCAACAUUUCUAUUCCCCUUCCUAAGUACUAGCUGUACCAACAUGUACAAGGAGAGACAUACCUCACUUAGACAUGGCAAAUGCUUCUGGACAAAAAGCAUACCAGAAAACUUUCUUGCAGUAAGCAGCAGAUCCUGUCUUAAAUAAUCAUUGAAAUCUGAGUGAUUUUGUUUUUGCUAGCCCAGGAUCUAAAAGGAUAUGUGACCAGGACAGGUGGAUGGACAAGCUCUGCUGGGUGGAACAGCCUCAGAGGGGUUGAAUGGCUUACUCCACCUCUUUUGGCCAGUAACUCUUGUAGAAGGAGAGAGUUGUCGAAAUGAAAUGACUCUGAUAAACAUUUAGAAUUUUAAAAUUAAUAUUCCAUUGUUGCUGCCCGUUUUAAUCAUUUAUGCUGCAAUGUCUUCAAUUCAGUGAAUAAGAAUCUGAAAUUAUUUAGUGACUGUGUCUCUACAAUCAAUUGUCACAAAAAUCCAUCUGAUUCACUAAAUUCCUUCAGAGGAUGAAAUAUGUUGCCCUUACCCUGUGUAGUUUGUAUAUGACUUAAGACCAACAGAGAUGUGGUUGACUCUUAAAUGUCCUCUGAAAUAGACUGGCAAGUCACUCAGUUCAAGGGCAAUUAAGGAUGGACAACAAAUACUGGCCUUGCCAGCAACACCACAUCUCACAAAGGAGUAAAUAAAAAUGGAGUAAAAGAAGAUUAAACACAGCCCAAAAUGUAAACAGGGAGCUGCUUACGGAAGAGAUUUUGGGAGGCCGUAUUCACAAUGGACUGGUGGUCUCUCUGGAGGUGUGGGCUGUUGGUUUAACAUCAUGCUGAAUAAUGCAGAUCAAAAGGGCCCUUGCAUGGUUUGGUCCCAUUUAGAGAGGGCAAAACUAAUUUUGAAAUUCAGGGGAGGUUCAUUCAUCUCGAUUUCUAGAGUUAUAAGGAAUGACUGAGCUUUGGAGUUCAGAAGAUGAAAUGCCAGAUAGGGUAGAUGCUACGAAGGUGGACCCCCUCAUGAGGAGGUUUUGAACUGGAGGCUACAGUUUAAAAGGUAGGAAUCUCCCCAUUUAAGAUGGGAUGAGGAGAAACUUGUGAGGGUCAUUACAUUUGGAUUCUGUACUCAGAGAGUAGUGAUGGUUGACUCAUUGGCUAAAUUAGACAGAUUUUUAAUUGACAAGGAAGUGAGGGUUAUGGUCUGACGGACAUGGGGUCGUAAGUGGGAAAGUGGAGUUGAGGUUACAGUCAGGUCAAGCUCAAGGACCAAAUCUCAUAAUCUUCCAGCUCUUGUGAAUCAAUGUACAUGUGCUAAUUCCCUGAAGUAUCAAUAUGAUAUAACCAUACCUUCUUGUGACUCAGGCUGAGUCCUGACAGAAGCACAUCACUAGCUGUCAAAAAAAAAUUCUGUCCUCCUUGCCUGAAGAUGGUGUUUCAUGGGCUCUUUCCAGAGUGACAAAAUGAGGCUGCUCAGCCCUUCAAGCCUUUAAUGCCAUUUUAUCCCAUCAUGGCCUCAACUCAACUACAUUUACCUGCUAUGACUUCAGUAGACCUCCUUGGGAGAGAAUGUUCUGGAUUUCCACAACCAAUGCUGCAAGACAGAGAGAGAGCUUCUUGAUUUUGUGCCUGAAUGGCCUAGCUCUAAUUGUACUCCAGUUGUUUUAGGUUGUCUGGAAGAAAUAGUUUGUCAUUAUUCACCUCAUUGGCUUCCUUCGCAUAUGAAAAGGGAUUCAUUGACAUUGCGCCCUUCCCAUCAACCUUCUGGAGUGCUGGAGGAAACUAUAGCCUCCUCCCUCAGCCCCGCUGUACUGUACCUUGUUCACUGCCCUGCUGCUUAUGGUCGUUGAUAGUGUGUGGUUAUUUGAAUAUUGUUAGCAGGAUGGUUUUAAACCGCUUGCAUUUUAACUGGUGUGAAUUAAUGGAA
Molecule: messenger RNA, 5926 nt
Organism: Stegostoma tigrinum
Lineage: Eukaryota; Metazoa; Chordata; Chondrichthyes; Orectolobiformes; Stegostomatidae
Product: E3 SUMO-protein ligase ZBED1-like
Exons: 7
Coding region: 1-2787 (928 amino acids)
Molecular function (GO): protein dimerization activity; DNA binding
Source: RefSeq, a predicted model, not a curated record